Molecule: messenger RNA, 480 nt
Organism: Monosiga brevicollis MX1
Lineage: Eukaryota; Choanoflagellata; Craspedida; Salpingoecidae
Exons: 3
Coding region: 1-480 (159 amino acids)
Source: RefSeq, a predicted model, not a curated record
AUGGCGUUGCACACGGCUCACAGGCCAAAGUCACGAGCCAAGCGGUGUUUUACCUCGAGCCGCUUAGCUGAUGUUCCGGUGCCUUUGUAUGGUACACAGUCUAGUACCAAGUACACGGCUUUUCACAUCCGGGAAUGUCAACCACCAAAAGACCAGCACACCGGUCACGGACACAGCUCUCGCACACAGAGCUCUCUCUCUCUCUCUCUCUCUCUCUCUCUCUCUCUCUCUCUCUCUCUCUCUCUCUCUCUCUCUCUCUCUCUCUCUCUCUCUCUCUCUUUUUCUUUCUUUCUCUUCGCUCUUCUCUCUCUUUGCGAUGAGGUCACUCUGGGCGGUGUUUGGAAUGGCGGUGGUGGUGGAGCUGGAAUCGUUGCGAGCGGCUUGCGAGCGGCAAGCGCACACCACCUCGGCGCCAUCCACCCUGCCACCCAUACCGCCGGCGCCGUUGAUCCACAAUGGGGAUGUUGGGUGCAAUCUUGA